CCGAUAUUCCCGAGACCGUAUAGUUUAUUCAUCUUGGUCAAUAUAACAUUUAUAUAGUGGUGGAUAAUUUAUUUGGUCCAAAGAAAUAAUAUAGAGUUGACCGGUUGAUCAAAAAGGCCCAAAUACCGGCGUUGGCAAUUUAACCGAUAAAUGCCCGAAAUUGAAUCUCGGGGACUUAUAAAUUUAAGUUGGGGAAUGAAUAUUCAUUAUAAGGGUCAUGAUGAUGGAGAACACAUAAAUAUUUUAUUUGAACCGAUAAAAUAAAAUAUAUUUAAAACAGUCCGAAAAAUACAACUUUCGGGGCCGAUUGUACUGUUCGGGAAUUAGAGGGAUGACCACCCACAUAUAUGGGGGCCACCCCAUAUAUUUUUGUCACCCAAAUCAGGGGGUGGGGCGGAUGGUGUGAUAUGGGAGCAUAGGAGAUGUGUGAGGUGAAGGAAAAGGCAUCAAAUAAAACAAGGUGGACCCUCCCCCACACCACUCUCACUAUUGAGACAAAAAGGAAAACACCCACCCCUUACCUUCCUUAAUCAUUCGGCCAACCCAUCUCAGCCUAGAACAAGAGAAAUCUCCAGCCUUCCUCCAUUGUUGAAGGGAGUUCAAGGGAGCAAGAAAACCAAGGAAGAGGGAAGAGUUGCGAAAUAGUGUAAAAUCCUUGAAAAUAAAGGAACUUGAUUUAGAGUAUCUUUGAGCUUCGCCGGAGUUUCGCCGGAGUUGGUCAAAGUUGGCCGGAGUUGGUCAAAGUUCGCCAAAGUUCAAUCGGGAUACGUAGAUCGCGCCUAAGCUCACUUAAGUUUGACGCUCUUUCAAGAUUUCUUUGUGUGCGCUGAGCAGCUGAUUUUUCAUAUCAAACAAAGACUGCUCCUUGCCGAGGCAUGAAGUGAAGGAAAGGUUUUGCAGGAAAGAAAGAGUUUUGUAGACUCUGUUUAGGUGCUUGAGAAUUGUGUUUUUAAAGGGAAGGGUUUUAUAGGGACGCUGAACUUCAGAUGGGCAGUUCGAAAUUGGAGGGGACAUCAACACCUGCUCUUAGGAGAGACCCCUACGAGGUGUUGUGUGUUUCAAGGGAUUCUUCUGAUCAGGAAAUUAAGGCUGCUUAUAGGAAACUUGCCCUCAAGUAUCAUCCCGACAAGAAUGCUAGUAACCCUGAAGCUUCAGAGCAUUUCAAGGAGGUCGCAUAUUCAUAUAACAUUUUAUCGGAUCCUGAGAAAAGGAGGCAAUAUGAUAUGUCUGGAUUUGAGGCUCUGGAUGCCGAUGGAAUGGAUAUGGAAGUUGACCUAUCCAACCUUGGUACUGUGAAUACAAUGUUUGCAGCACUGUUCAGCAAAUUAGGUGUUCCUAUCAAGACUACUAUUUCGGCAAAUGUUCUUGAAGAAGCUCUUAAUGGUACUGUCACAAUUAGGCCUUUGCCAAUUGGUACAUCAUGCAGUACGAAGGUAGAAAAGCAACAAGCACAUUUUUUUGGUGUAACAAUUAGUGAAGAACAAGCUGCAGCAGGGAUUGUUGUUAGAGCAAGUUCAGCUGCUCAAAGCAAAUUUAAGCUGCUUUAUUUUGAACAAGAUACAACCGGGGGUUAUGGCUUAGCAUUGCAGGAAGACAGUGAAAAAACUGGCAAGACAACAUCGGCUGGAAUGUAUUUUUUGCAUUUCCAGGUUUAUAGGAUGGAUUCAACAGUAAAUGCGCUAGCAAUGGCCAAGGAUCCAGAUGCUGCUUUUUUUAAGAGAUUGGAAGGUCUUCAACCUUGUGAGGUCUCAGAAUUAAAAGCUGGCACUCACAUAUUCGCUGUUUAUGGAGAUAACUUCUUCAAACCUGCUACAUAUACAAUUGAGGCUCUUUGUGCUAAAACAUAUGAGGAUACAACCAGCAAGCUGAAGGAUAUUGAAUCUCAGAUUUUGGGGAAGAGAAAUGAGCUUCGACAAUUUGAGACUGAAUACAGAAAGGCAUUGGCACGAUUCCAGGAAGUGACCAACAGAUAUGCACAGGAGAAGCAGGCAGUGGAUGAAUUGAUGAAACAGCGAGACACCAUCCAUUCAUCAUUCACUGUUGCAAGGUCGGUCAUUAGCAGUGGAAGUAGUGGGCAUUUUAAUAAUGGAAGCAGCAGCAGCAACAAAGUUCUUGGUGAUGAUUCUAGAGCUGAGUACCCAGGGGAUGAUGGAACCCCUGAAUCCAAGGACAAAUCUUCCAAGAAAAAGUGGUUUAAUCUUAAUCUAAAAGGAUCAGAUAAGAAGGCUACUUGACGAGUGGGACACUGUUGUAGUCUCAUCUGGGUUUAACAGUUUUGGAUCAUCUUGCACAGAUCAAAGCUUGUAUCAUUGCAAUCAUGUAUUUUUUUGUUCAUUUUUCCCUAUAUACACAUACUAAUAUAUGUAUCCUAAAGGACUGAAUUAUUCAGUAUAUUGAUGGUUUUCAUGUAAUGUGUUCUUGCAUUUUAUCAUAAAUUCAUAAUCAUCAUGCCAUUUCAACUUCCAAGUUGGUUUAG
Cuscuta epithymum is the source of this 2476-nucleotide messenger RNA. The record is from the annotation of a GenBank genome assembly. NCBI's taxonomy places the organism in Eukaryota, Viridiplantae, Streptophyta, Magnoliopsida, Solanales, Convolvulaceae.